Messenger RNA from Zophobas morio, 1598 nucleotides. RefSeq lists its product as uncharacterized. The record is from RefSeq and is a predicted model, not a curated record. Bases 17 to 1522 code for a protein of 501 amino acids. The transcript has 18 exons. Lineage: Eukaryota; Metazoa; Arthropoda; Insecta; Coleoptera; Tenebrionidae.
CGAAAGUUACAUAGGGAUGAGUCCGGGGCUUUCAGGUGAGCGUUCUUUUAGAGCUAUACUUCGGGGUUCGCAAUUAGUGAGUGAAUCUUCCCAGCAGGAUCUCGUGGAUAUAGAAAACAUUUUAGAUGAACAGAAUGAAAGAAGAAAAAAUCAGUAUCAUGAGGGAGUUGAGAACGAUUUAAGAUGCAGCAAAGAAGGCAGCGCCAGCGCUAGCAACAAUACUCCUAACACCUUGAAAUCACAAGAACACAGGAAGCCCGCAACGAGGGUGGAGCACGGGGAUUCGCAGGAAAGUUUGAGGACAGAAACCACUUCGAAGGAGGAUCGCCAGCGCGUGCAUGGAGGCCACUCAACCACUCAGCAGGCGGCUCCUCACGAUUCUCACGACAAUGCUAAGGUGUGCCGGGGACGCUCCUCCCAGCAGAAAAAAACGGUGGGUGGGGGCGGGCUGGCCAUCCUUUCUCAUUUGCCAGAGCACUGCUUCAAGUCUUCCGACCAACUCCCUUAUAAACAGUAUAGCAAUCUGCAUCCGUCAGUCAUCGAAGUCGGGCUUAAGCAGAACCGCUUUAAGAUAGUCGGAUCGAACGAGAGAUGUAGAUCAAUGCUGCACGCCUUAAAAUUGAUGAUUGAGGAGUAUCGCACUCCUUCCGAUAAGCAAUUUUCACGUGACUUGGAAGCAAGACUAAAUCACCAUAUUGAAUUUUUGGCCAACUGCCGGCUUUUGUCCUCCAAUAUGCGGAACGCCAUUCGAGUUGUGAAGCUGAUAAUUUCCAACGUCAACCCGGAGAUAACAGAAGACCAGGCCCGUAAAGACGUUCUCGCGAGGAUAGACUUUUUUGUAAAAACCAGGAUCGAACUUGCAAGCAAAGAAGUUGUCCGCUACGUCAGUUCGAAGAUUCAGAACGGCGAUGUGAUCCUCGUUUAUGGCUGCUCUACAAGUGUUUUAUCGUCCUUGAAGCAUUCUUCUGCGCAGGGAAAAAAGUUUCGUGUCGUUGUAGUAGACAGUCGACCCCGCUUGGAAGGAAAAACGCUCUUGAAAGAGUUAAAAAACAGCGGACUUGAUUGCACCUACAUUCUGCUCAACGCUGUAUCGUAUCUCCUGCGCGAGGUCACCAAAGUUCUGCUAGGCGCCCACACCUUCUUUGCCAAUGGUCACAUGUUGGCACGUGUCGGAUCCGCCAUGAUUUCCUUGCUGGCGAAGGUGCAUUCAGUGCCAGUCAUAGUGUGUUGCGAGUCUUACAAAUUCAGCUCCCGCGUGCAAAUUGACUCGCUAGUCUAUAAUGAAUUGAUAAAUGAGGACUGCGUCGUCCCAAUUUCCGAUCCAGCCAGGCGUGAGCAGCUAUCUGAAGCCCUUAAAAGUACCAAAAAACUACACACUCUCCAUCUUUUGUACGAUGUUACUCCUCCGGAAUUGAUCGACGUAAUUGCAACUGAAUUUGGUCUCGUGCCCACUACGUCUGUCCCCGUUAUUCUAAGAGAAUACGAUGUUGCAAAAAAACGAAGCAAACUUUUGACUUACUAAUUAUUUAUUUGUUAUUCGUGCCUUUAUGAAAGCAAUAAUCUUAUUAAAAACAUUGCGCUCGCUUAUCGUGCUCUGU